AUGAUCGCCGUACUGGCGCUGGCCGGCAUUGUCAUCACCCUGGCGGUAGUGCCUUCCGCCGACACUCACCUGCUGAACCGCGAGUCCAGCAUCGUGCGCGGCAGCUUCCGCAAAGUGCUGAGCAACUCGCGCCUGCUGAAGCUCAACUUCGGCAUCAUGUGCCUGCAUAUCCUGCUGAUGUCGAGCUUCGUGGCGCUGCCGCUGGCGAUGGAAAAAGCCGGGCUGGCGGCCAGCGAGCACUGGAUCGUCUACCUGGUCACCAUGCUGGUAUCGUUCGCCGCCGUGGUGCCUUUCAUCAUCUAUGCCGAAAAAUAUCGCCGCAUGAAGCAGGUCUUUAUGGGCUGCGUGGCAGUGCUGUUCUGCGCCGAAGUGCUGCUGUGGCUCUCGGCGCGCACCUGUGGGGCAUCAUCGCCGGCGUGCAGCUGUUCUUCAUGGCUUCAACGUGAUGGAAGCCAUUCUGCCUUCGCUGAUCAGCAAAGAGUCACCGGCCGGCUACAAGGGCACCGCGAUGGGGGUCUACUCACCAGCCAGUUUAUCGGCGUGGCGAUCGGCGGCAGCCUCGGCGGCUGGCUGUACGGUUUGCAGGGGGCGGGCUUGGUGUUUAUCGCCGGCGCCGUGCUGGCCGCGCUCUGGUUCCUGGUCAGCAGCACCAUGAAAGAACCGCCGUAUGUCAGCAGCCUGCGCAUUACGCUGUCGGAACUGGCGGUGAAAGAUUCGGCGCUGGAAAGCCGCCUGAAGGCGCAGCCCGGCGUGGCCGAGGCGAUCGUAGUGCCGGAAGAGCGCAGCGCCUACGUCAAGGUGGAUACCAAGCAGACCAAUCGCGGUCAGCUGGAAGCGCUGGUCAAUUCGCUGUAA
Messenger RNA from Nilaparvata lugens (brown planthopper), 855 nucleotides. RefSeq names its product inner membrane transport protein YajR-like. The transcript has a single exon. NCBI's taxonomy places the organism in Eukaryota, Metazoa, Arthropoda, Insecta, Hemiptera, Delphacidae. The record is from RefSeq and is a predicted model, not a curated record. The coding region runs from base 1 to 855 and encodes 284 amino acids.